GAAAUAGGAAGCUCCCGACACAGCGACUGCUCCAGGAGCCCGGGGUCGACCGCCCCCGCGGGCAGGGUGCGCGGACUCAGCGCCGGGACCCGCAGCCGCGGGGGCGCAGAGUGGGCGGCGGGGAGAGGCGGCGACAGCGCCUGCGAGGCCGAGGAGAGGUCGCCGGCGGCGCCUCCAGCGCCCGGAGACCCGGUGCGCAGCGCAGCUCGGCCGCGGGACGCGGCGCCUGGAGCCCCGGCAGCGCCUGCCCUCCCUCCCGCGUCGCCCGCCAGCGCCCGCGCCCGCUCCGCCAGUGACUUCAGCUCAGCUCCACCCCCGCGCGGCGGCGGCUCGCUCCGUCCGGACCCGCGCUCUGCACAAGCCCAGCCCGGGCGAGCGGCCGCCACCUGCCUGGCGCCGCCUCCGCCCGCCCCCACCGCGGCCCAACUUGGAUGGAGUUGGGGUCCUGAGCGCCGGCCCCCCACAGCCGCCAGCGCAGAGCUCCGCGCCGCCACCUUCGGUUUGGGACCCCUCUCUCCGCUGCUCUUCGCUCCCGCGAUGGGAAAAGUUGGCGCCGGCGGCGGCUCUCAAGCCCGGCUGAGCGCGCUCCUCGCCGGCGCGGGGCUCUUGGUCCUCUGCGCCCCGGGCGUCUGCGGCGGCGGCUCCUGCUGCCCCCCGCCGCACCCCAGCUCGGCCCCACGCUCGGCCUCGACCCCUAGGGGCUUUUCCCACCAGGGGCGGUCAGGCAGGGCUCCUGCCACGCCCCUACCCCUCGUAGUGCGUCCCCCGUUCUCAGUGGCCCCCGGGGACCGAGCGCUGUCCCUGGAGCGGGCUCGGGGCACUGGGGCAUCCGUGGCAGUUGCUGCACGCUCCGGCCGGAGGAGACGGAGCGGAGCGGAUCAGGAGAAGGCAGAACGGGGAGAGGGCGCGAGUCGGAGCCCCCGGGGAGUGCUAAGAGAUGGAGGGCAGCAGGAGCCUGGGACUCGGGAGCGGGACCCGGACAAAGCCACCCGCUUCCGGAUGGAGGAGCUGAGACUGACCAGCACCACGUUUGCGCUGACGGGAGACUCAGCACACAACCAAGCCAUGGUCCACUGGUCUGGCCACAACAGCAGCGUGAUUCUCAUUUUGACAAAGCUCUAUGACUAUAACCUGGGGAGCAUCACGGAGAGCUCGCUUUGGAGGUCAACCGAUUAUGGAACAACCUAUGAGAAGCUGAAUGAUAAAGUUGGUUUGAAAACCAUUUUGAGCUAUCUCUAUGUGUGUCCUACCAACAAGCGUAAGAUAAUGUUACUCACAGACCCGGAGAUUGAGAGCAGCUUAUUGAUCAGCUCAGAUGAAGGGGCAACUUAUCAAAAGUACCGGCUGAACUUCUACAUUCAAAGCUUGCUUUUUCACCCCAAACAAGAAGACUGGAUUCUGGCAUACAGUCAAGACCAAAAGUUAUACAGCUCUGCUGAAUUUGGGAGAAGAUGGCAGCUUAUCCAGGAAGGGGUUGUACCCAACAGGUUCUACUGGUCUGUGAUGGGGUCAAAUAAAGAACCAGACCUUGUGCAUCUUGAGGCCAGAACUGUGGAUGGUCAUUCACAUUAUCUAACUUGCCGAAUGCAGAACUGUACAGAGGCCAACAGGAAUCAACCUUUUCCAGGCUACAUUGACCCAGACUCUUUGAUUGUUCAGGAUCAUUAUGUGUUUGUUCAGCUGACAUCGGGAGGGCGGCCACAUUACUACGUGUCCUACCGAAGGAAUGCGUUUGCCCAAAUGAAGCUUCCGAAAUAUGCUUUGCCCAAGGACAUGCAUGUUAUCAGCACUGAUGAGAAUCAGGUGUUCGCAGCGGUCCAAGAAUGGAACCAGAAUGACACGUACAACCUCUACAUCUCAGACACACGUGGUGUGUACUUCACCCUGGCCUUGGAGAAUGUCCAGAGCAGCAGAGGCCCUGAAGGCAACAUCAUGAUCGACCUCUAUGAGGUAGCAGGGAUAAAGGGAAUGUUCUUGGCUAACAAGAAGAUUGACAACCAAGUGAAGACUUUCAUCACAUAUAACAAAGGCAGAGACUGGCGUUUGCUGCAGGCGCCGGACACGGAUCUAAGGGGGGACCCCGUGCACUGCUUGCUGCCCUAUUGCUCACUACACCUUCACCUGAAGGUCUCUGAGAAUCCCUACACAUCAGGGAUCAUUGCUAGCAAAGACACAGCUCCAAGCAUCAUAGUGGCAUCAGGUAAUAUAGGUUCUGAAUUGUCAGACACUGACAUCAGCAUGUUUGUCUCUUCAGAUGCAGGGAACACCUGGAGACAGAUCUUUGAAGAAGAGCACAGUGUUUUGUACCUGGAUCAAGGUGGAGUCCUGGUUGCUAUGAAACACACGUCUCUCCCAAUUCGACAUCUUUGGUUGAGUUUUGAUGAAGGGAGAUCUUGGAGCAAAUACAGUUUCACAUCUAUUCCACUUUUUGUGGAUGGGGUUCUGGGUGAGCCUGGAGAAGAGACUCUCAUCAUGACAGUGUUUGGACACUUCAGCCACCGCUCUGAAUGGCAGCUGGUCAAAGUAGACUACAAGUCCAUUUUUGAUAGACGGUGUGCCGAAGAGGACUACAGACCCUGGCAGCUGCACAGCCAGGGGGAAGCAUGUAUCAUGGGAGCAAAAAGGAUAUAUAAGAAGCGAAAAUCAGAGCGGAAGUGUAUGCAAGGAAAAUAUGCCGGAGCUAUGGAAUCUGAACCCUGUGUCUGCACUGAGGCUGAUUUUGAUUGCGACUAUGGUUAUGAGCGACACAGCAAUGGCCAGUGCCUGCCCGCAUUUUGGUUCAAUCCAUCCUCUCUGUCAAAGGAUUGCAGCUUGGGACAGAGUUACCUCAAUAGUACCGGGUACAGGAAGGUGGUUUCCAAUAAUUGCACUGAUGGAGUAAGGGAACAGUACACAGCCAAACCGCAGAAGUGCCCAGGGAAAGCCCCACGGGGGCUGCGGAUAGUCACGGCUGAUGGAAAGCUGACAGCAGAACAAGGACACAACGUCACUCUCAUGGUGCAAUUAGAAGAGGGUGAUGUUCAGCGGACACUUAUCCAAGUGGACUUUGGCGACGGUAUCGCGGUGUCUUACGUCAAUCUCAGCUCCACGGAAGAUGGGAUCAAACACGUCUAUCAGAAUGUGGGCAUUUUCCGUGUGACCGUGCAGGUGGACAACAGUCUGGGUUCUGACAGCGCCGUCCUGUACUUACAUGUAACUUGUCCCUUGGAGCACGUGCACCUGUCUCUUCCCUUUGUCACCACAAAGAACAAAGAGGUCAAUGCGACGGCAGUGCUGUGGCCCAGCCAAGUGGGCACCCUCACUUACGUGUGGUGGUACGGAAACAACACGGAGCCUUUGAUCACCUUGGAGGGAAGCAUAUCCUUCAGAUUUACUUCGGAAGGAAUGAAUACCAUCACAGUGCAGGUCUCAGCUGGGAAUGCCAUCCUACAAGAUACAAAGACCAUCGCAGUAUAUGAGGAAUUCCGGUCUCUUCGCUUGUCCUUUUCUCCAAACCUGGAUGACUACAACCCAGACAUCCCUGAGUGGAGGAGGGACAUCGGCCGAGUCAUCAAAAAAUCCCUGGUGGAAGCCACAGGGGUUCCAGGCCAGCACAUCCUGGUGGCGGUGCUCCCCGGCUUACCCACCACUGCUGAACUCUUUGUCCUACCCUAUCAGGAUCCAGCGGGAGAAAACAAAAGGUCAACUGAUGACCUGGAGCAGAUAUCAGAAUUGCUGAUCCACAAGCUCAACCAAAACUCAGUACACUUCGAGCUGAAGCCAGGAGUCCGAGUCUUCGUCCAUGCGGCUCACUUAACAGCAGCCCCCCUGGUGGACCUCACUCCAACCCACAGUGGAUCUGCCAUGCUGAUGCUGCUCUCAGUGGUGUUUGUGGGGCUGGCAGUGUUCGUCAUCUACAAGUUUAAAAGGAAGAUCCCGGGGAUUAAUGUUUAUGCCCAGAUGCAGAAUGAGAAAGAACAAGAGAUGAUCAGUCCAGUCAGUCACUCUGAAAGCAGGCCCAAUGUCCCUCAGACUGAACUAAGGAGGCCUGGCCAGCUUAUAGAUGAGAAGGUGGAAUCCCAGCUCAUAGCAGAAAUUUUCCGGGAGGCUAGACAAACCUAUGAAGCCACUAUUGCUGAUCCAUUUCUCUGUUUGGUUCCUCCUGUCUGUUGGCGUUAGGAGUUGAAGCCUUAUAUGUUUACAUCUAGAUCCUGCAUUGCUGACAACAGUGAAUAAAUUAUUAUAUAACCAUUCAUGCUCCACGCUAAUGUGAUAAUGCCAAGCCACCUAGAAGGCCUUUACACACAAUUUUUAAUCUUACUUGGAAAACAAUGAGUAUAUAAAUGGAAACAUAACCCUUUUUAAGUGAAUAUGGGAAAGGUCUGUGGCUGUGUUAAGGGGAAAUGUAAAUGCAGUGACUGGCUCCUAUCAUAGAUAAUGAUAACAACUGCAGUCACAUCUGGUGUCCAAUUUUCACAGUGCACUUUAUUUGGAGAGGCGAAGUAAUAAAUGUGUAAUUGCUUGGGGUUAAAAAGAAAAAAAGUCUUUUCUGUCUACAAGUCCAGAGCGGCAUUCACCCUGUCUACUCAUUCCUAAAGCUUCUAAGUGCAUUUUGGGGAUCAUUUGGUUCUCAGUCGCAUUUCCGUAGGGUGUGAAGCACAGCCUCUAUUUGCUUUAUUAAAGCAGUAAUUCCUCCUUCUCCAGAAGAUACCGCAGCACGUUGCAAAGUCUCUGACACCUUUCCCUUUCCAGUGUCAUUAAAUGAGUAAGUGUUACACGUUUUCUCUUAGGAGAGUAGCUUUACCCUCCCCUCCCUCCCCUUCUGCUCAACCUGGUGACUCAUCUCUCCGAUUGCAAAGAGCAAGACACGCCACUCCGCCUUCAACGCCAAAGCGGGGAUCUGCUGGGGCACAGUAUGCAAUUUAAGGAAAACCCCCAAAGGCAACAGGCGACCUGCUGAUCAGGAAAGAAUUUCGCUCUUGUCAAGUGCAUCAUCCUUCAUGACCACUAACUUUGUGUUUUUUUUCUUUCCUUUGUUGUUCUGUUUCCUAUUUUGCCAGGAAGUAUUUCCAUAGUUGCUGAGAAUCAAAGCACAAAAGAAACCCCUACCUAUGUAAAUGUUUGAAUGGAGGACGCCAGUAAAAAACCAAACAAAAACAAAAACAAAACAUAAAAUAUAAACAAUCAAAAUCCAAACAAACAAACAAACACUCACUGCAUCGGGACUUUUUAAUUCUUCAGACACAGACAACAAGGGUUUUUAGCUUUAAGCCUGUGCAUGUGGACAAUACUCUGAGAACAUGUCUGGAGGGGCAGUGUACAGGUGCUCUAUUUUAAUGGAAAACACUCCCCUCUCCCUCUUUCUUCUUCUCUCUCUUUUUUCUGAUCGGUCGUGUUUGUAGAAAAUUCAUAACAUAUAUAGGCCAAGGAAAUCUGCAUGUAUUUUUGGAAAUAUUCUUGGCUCUAGAUUUAUCACCUAUUUUAGCAUUAAAGGCUGAUGGGUGGAUUAGCUACCCCAGCUCCUUUCAUAAGACACAAAGACAUGCACAGGAGUUUGCAAACCCUGAGCUGUUUCUCUGUUCCACUUUCCAUAUUGUCAUUUCCCUUCUAAGUUAGCUUUGGUAGCUCUGUUGGUCAGCAGUGGCCACAAGGCUGCUUUCUGCACUCUCUGUGGCCACAGGAACAAAGAUGCGAGUUGAAGAUCCCUUUGUGCCGGUAGAAUAAGGAAGGAAGGGAGGCAGGGAGGCAAAGAAUGUCAGAAACGGACCUUGGUUUCCUGUUCACCUCUUUCCACCAUGAUUGCCUCCCCUUGCAGCUUUCCCUACUCCUGCCCCAACUGCAGUAGGAAAUGGAAUCCCAUUAGUUACCCAUUGUCCUGUCUUCACAUUUGUUUGUCAUCCAUGUGUGACCAUGAUCUGUUGAUAUCUUUGAAUCUCUUCCCUCCAAACCCCAAGUAAGUUGUCCUUCAACUGUUCUCAAUUUUUCUUCCCAAACAUAUUGCUAGAUUCUGGACAUUAACCCUGACAUUUCCUAAAUACUGGCCUGGCCUGUGCCGCCCCCGCCUCCACUACUCGCAAGUUUCUGAGCCCUUUGUCAGUUUUGUACAUUCCCAAGCAUGCCAGCUUCUGUGCCCAUGGACCUUGCUGCAUCCUGCACAGCAGGGUUCAGUUUCAUGUAUCUUUGUCUUUUCCUCUAGAACCUGCCUUUUUCAAAUAUCCCUGCCUCUUCCCACCUGGAAACAUAUACUGUAUGUGAAAGAGUUGAUAUAUGCAAAGCAAUUCAAACCUGGCCAUGUACUUUGGAAAAGAAAGCACAGAGAUGAAUUGUGGUGUUCUCACACCUCAACAAAAAUCUCGUGCGAUCUGAUUCCAGAAGAAUCUUGUGAGAAAUAUUUUGAAUGUGUGACAAUUUUGCAGGGCAGUUUCCUCCUGUGAUGGUUGCUGUUACCCAGUAUUUCCACUCUCACAAUAGAAUAGAAAUGUUUGUGAAAUAAAACUGAUUUUAACUGGAAGGAGAAACAGGUUAAUGGACUUUGUGUUUAAGAGUGUCAAACAGUCUGAGAAUAAGUGGGGGUCUUGUCUUAACAUUAGGGUGAGAGUUUGAUUAUUUAGGAUGAUCCCAGUGAUUUCAUGUGUGCUCUCUGACCUCUGAGUAUCAUAGUAUCAUUAAAGGAAAGAUUUAAGUCUCUAUAAAGGAGAAAAGUUACUGACUGGCAAAAAAGAUUGGCACAAAGCAUGAAGAAACCCCGUUUUUCCCAGGGUAAUCAUGAAAGAAGGCUCAGAGAAAGAGAAAGGCAACAAAAGUCUGUUCAGCAGAGGCCCCUUUAGUAUUAUGGACUGGGCAAAGCCCACUAUAAACUAUAGGAGAAAGAAGUUCUGAUAAACCUGUUAGUAUGCUCAGCCUCCUUCUUUGCUAUGUCCCUAAGCCAACAGGGUAUAACACAGGCCCUGGUGAUAAUGAGGGUGUCCUAAAGAUCCUGAUGUCCAUGAUUUCAUGUAGUUUAGGCACAGAAAGAAUAUCAAAGCUGCUGUCAGAAGUUUAUCAGGCAGAGAUGUUUAUGGUUGAGGAUACCCCAUGUGAAUCUGGGAAAUGGGCUAGGCCUGAGGCAGUCACUUGUUUGUAGAACUCAGUUGAUCCCCAACCUGCCAGGCUUCCUAUCUCAAAGGAAACAUCCUCAUUGAUCCUCUUCAGUUGGAGCCUCCCAAAUUUAAUCUGGAAGACAAAGUGUUGGAAAAUCAAAAGAGGCUCACUCAAACCAGCACAGGGAGUCCUCAGAGUUGCAGUUCAAUUCAUUUUAAUUAGAAGAGUAUGAAAAAGGAAUAACACUCUUAUUCUAGCACAGUGCCUUGCCUAGAGUAGUAGUAUGAAAACUAUUUGUUGAAGAAAUAAAUGAAUGGGAAGACAUAGGGAAGAAUGGGCUGUAAAUCCUAAUUAAAAAUAGAGGUCGACAUGAGAUGCCUGGCAUUUUGGGAAGUGACCAAAGAUGGCCAGCUAGAGAUUCAGCAUCUCCAGGAUCCUCAUGUGCCUCUCCUCAAAGCUCCCUCCCAUCUGUAGGAGAUUAGUGAGGCAAGGUGCUGCUCAGAGAGGACCUCGUUGUUCUUAUGACCUUGGCCAGUUGUUCUCAAAAGUGUGGUACCUGGAUCAGCGGCAUCACUAUCACUUGGGCUUGUUAGAGAUCCAGAUUCUGGAUCCGUAGCCCAUACCUACUGAAUUAGAAACUCUAGGGGAUGAAUAGUGGUGUUCUCUGUUGCUAAGUGAUAGUGGGCCCAGCCAUCUAUUUUAACAAGCCCUCCCAGUGAUUGUGAUACAUACUAAAGUUUGAGAACCAUUGUACUAGGCCAUUCCAGCUGAAUCUCAAAGAGAAGGCAGUAAUGAGAGCCUACAAAUGGGAGGGACCUAAGUGCCUACCUACUCGCUAAUCGCAGGUGCAAACGCACAAGGCGUUUGGUGGGCUUAAGGUCAGAGGAGUGUGUAGGGAGGGAUGUAUGUGGAAGGUAAGAUUCAGGGCAAGCUAAAAAUCUGAUACUGCAACGUUUUCCAAAAUCCCAGAAUGCAAACUGUGCAUGUUCUACCCUGAACCACCCAAGCAACACUUUCUCCCUUGCCUUAUUUUUAAUUGGAUUCACUGUCCAAAAUGCAGAGGUUUGCUUUGCUUUUUUUUCAGAAGUUCCAAACAGCAACUUUGAGAGCAAUGGGGUGCUUGGCAGCUGUUCUGUGUUUUCCAGGAAUCCAACUGAGCAUUGAAAUCUCUCAUUUGCCGACUUAUUUUUAUAGGAAGCCAAUUUAAAAAAAAAAUGAAAGUUUUCUUAUAGUAUUGGAACUACUUCUAAUUUUAAAAUGACUUUUUUGAUGUAUUUUUUGUUAAAGACUAUGUAGUGUAAUGUAUAAUUGCUCUUGUUUAUUGCUUUUACAAUCAUAUUUAUUAAACAGAUAAUGUCUCUAAA
Messenger RNA from Symphalangus syndactylus (siamang), 8423 nucleotides. It is a transcript of the gene SORCS1, whose product is annotated as sortilin related VPS10 domain containing receptor 1. The record is from RefSeq and is a predicted model, not a curated record. Gene Ontology annotation, biological process: post-Golgi vesicle-mediated transport. Gene Ontology annotation, molecular function: protein binding. NCBI's taxonomy places the organism in Eukaryota, Metazoa, Chordata, Mammalia, Primates, Hylobatidae. Gene Ontology annotation, cellular component: membrane; Golgi apparatus.